AUGAAGCUGAAGCAGCUAGAGGGCCUCCUGGGGGAGCUCCAGCAGUUUUCUGCCCCGAAGGUCAGAAGGAGAUCGUGCUCUCCGCACGCCAUUCGUUUUUUCCGUUCUUCCCACUCCUCUUCACCUCCCCCUCAGCCCUCGUCUUCCCUCCUUGCUUCCUUUUUGGAAUUAAUGGAUCAUCGAUGAAUGCGCUAUUGGGACAGGUGGAGCUUGAGCAAUAUCCGACUGGGCCGCACAUCGCGUCGAGGCUGAUUCACACCGUAAUCUCCCGCUGCCGCCUCCAUCUAUCUUCUCCAUGAAUCGAUUCUCCCAAUCUUCUGAUGAUCCUUCUUCUCGUUUCCGAAUGAUUUGCCUGAUAAUGGCAAUAGAAUCUUCUUGUUUUCGUUCCGUUUGAUUACAUCUAUGGCUACCUCUGUUUGGUCUAUGUCUUCUCUAGCGAUUUCCGUUUGGUCAAUCACCGUGCAUGUAAAUCAACCAUCAGGCGCGUAGUUCUUCGUCAAAUUAUAGGUUUAAACAAAAAGAGGAACAAGAACAAGAACAGGAAACUGAUGUUCUAUGCAUUUCAAAGACCACUUACUCGAUCAAAAUUACUUGUGCUCCCCAUUUAUCAUCUGCCUUCAGGCCGAGAAUACAUUUGGAGACAUAACCGGAAAGAUCGUUGCAGAUUUCGGCUGUGGCUGUGGGACAUUGGGGAUAGCAAGCGCUCUUUUGGAUGCAGAGUGAGUGAAUCAUAUUAGCUGAAGAACACCUCCUCUGGCCCGUCAUAUUUCUUCAUUUUUUUCCCUAAAAGGAAAAUCUAUUCCAGAGGCUUCGCUAUCAAAGUCUGAAAUUCUAUGCAUUCUUGUUCUAUCCUUCUACUUAUAUUUCAUCAAUACACAGGCAUGUAGUCGGCGUAGAUGUUGACCCUGGUUCCCUUGAGAUCGCCUCAGAGAAUGCCGAACAGCUCGAGGUACAUUUCUAUUUUUAAGUUGACUUCUUUACAAUUUCUUGGCUCGUACAUUUCCAUGAAUAUCUCUCCCAAACCUUGUCCAAUUUUAUGAUUUUCCCCCAUUUAUAAUCCUCGAGAUUAGAACUACCCAAUAUCCUACAUCUGACCAGGGUCAACCCCUGUGAGCCACAGUCUGCUAUUAUGUGAUCUUCUUCAUCUGGGCCUUCCUUUUAAACCUAUUUAUCCUAUAUGGGAUCUUAGUCACACCGCAGGUCGAAAGAAUGGAUAUAUCAGGCCAAUUGUGGUUGAAUUUCAUAUAUAUGAGUAUUUUAAUCUUAAUAUAAUCAUGGGCAGGUGAGCAUCGAUCUGGUUUGGUGUGACAUCAGAAACUUAUCGUGGAAAGGUUAGUUUUUUUGUGCAAUCUUUGUUCUCUUUUUUCCUCGGGGAAUUAUUUACUAAUAUGUAUUAUCUGUGAUUAAUCUAGCAAAAUAUAAAUACUAUUUUAUCAUUUAUCCCAUAAAAGAACUCCAACUGGCGACUUUUUUGAUAUGAGAAGAUAACAGUUACAUCCAUAUGAAAAUUACUUUAAUUAGCCUCACUCAUCUUUCUCGCCCCUGACUGCUCUAAAAUUGUAUGAUGAUUAUUUUUUUAUGAAAAUGGUUUGUUCGGUAUUUUUAGUGUAAAUAAAAAUAGAAGGAAUAUAAUUAUUAUGUAUCACAUACAUUUUAAAAUUUUGAAUGAUUUUUGUUUGAUCCCUCUUUCCCUCCCUGGUUCUCUCUUGCAUUCCUCUCCCUAAAAUCAAAUGAAAUCAUUUUAAUAAAAAUGGCUUUAAUUCACUAUUUUAUAUAAAUGCAAAAUAAAUGAAAAUCAUAUGUGAUAAAUACGAAGUAAAAUUAAUUAGUCCAAUAAAAAAUGUGAAUAUUUUAAAUAUUUUUCUUCUUUCCCUUUCUUGCUCUCUCCCCCUCCCCAGAAUCACAUAUAAUGAUUUUAACAAGGGUUUGAAUCCACUGUGUUAAACAGUAAAUGAAAAAAAUGGAGAUCAUCUCAAUAAUUAUACAUUGAUAAUACGAUUAGUACACUGAACCCAAUUUUCAAUUUGAGAUCACCCCCCCACCCCGCCUCUCUCUCUCUCUCUCUCUCUCUCUCUCUCUCUCUCUCUCUCAUCCUGGCUGAUGAUUCCUUUUUGGCGAUGUGGAUCUUUACAAGGUAAAUGCAUCGACACUGUUGUGAUGAACCCUCCUUUUGGGACAAGGAGGAAGGGGGUCGACAUGGAAUUCCUUUCUAUGGCUCUCCAGGUUUGGAAGAAUCUUUCCUCCUUAUUUAUUAUCCUGGCCAUUGUCUGACCUCUAGAUGUUCCCCUCCGUUUGCUAUUAUUAGGUGGCCUCUGGAGCAGUCUACUCCCUCCAUAAGACAAGCACCAGAGAGGUGAGUCUCUGAAGAACCGCCAUGUAUUCUUUCAUGGGAGAUCUUAAUCUCCAAUGCAGGCUGAGUGGGCAGCCUCUUCUUUGUUUUCCUUCUUGUUCUUAUUAAACCAGAAGCUAUCUUCUAAAAUAAUCAUGAAGGGUAAAUAAUUUCACCUGUGCAGAAAUCAAGAUAAAGGUACCUUUAAAUUCUAUUUUUAUGGGACUUGUGCACAUUUUUGCAAUUAACCUUGGCGAAGGGAUGAGUUAAAGUCAGAUGCUAGAUGGAUGCUUGCAGCGCAUUAGCUUGAGGUUUCUCUCUCCUCUCCACUCUCUGAAGAUGUGUGAUGUUCAUGAAAUGCUUCCUCAGCAUGUGAAGAAAGCAGCCCUCCAGAGCUUCAAUGCCGCGACUGCCGAGGUCUUGUGCGAGGUAAGGGUGGUGGAGGAGAAGGAAGGGGGGGGAGGGGGAGAGAGAAUUAAAUAUCUAAAAACAAAUUGCCUUCUUUUUUUUUUUUCCUAAGUGAGGCCCAGGUGGGUCCCACAAUGGUGGGCUCCGGAAAACCGGGCCGGGCUUUUUAGGGUCUGAGCCGGGCCCAUCGGGUCCCCUCAUCAGUGGGCUUUGUUGACGUUUUGGCCCGUUUGCUCCUCAGCUCCGGUUCGACGUCCCACAAAUGUACAAGUUUCACAAGAAGAAGGAGGUCGACGUGGCAGUGGAUCUGUGGAGGUUUCUUCCCCAAUCAGUCUCCCGGGCUUGUUGA
Messenger RNA from Spirodela intermedia, 3086 nucleotides. NCBI's taxonomy places the organism in Eukaryota, Viridiplantae, Streptophyta, Magnoliopsida, Alismatales, Araceae. The record is from the annotation of a GenBank genome assembly.